Rotaria socialis is the source of this 14026-nucleotide messenger RNA. The record is from the annotation of a GenBank genome assembly. NCBI's taxonomy places the organism in Eukaryota, Metazoa, Rotifera, Eurotatoria, Philodinida, Philodinidae.
AGUGGAGGUAGGCGGGUGGAAGAGGUAAAUAUCAUAUCAAUAUUUCAGAUGAUUAAUAAUUACAUAUAUAUAUAUAUAUAUAAAGUUAUCUUGUUCUAAGAAGGGACCAUCAUAGCAAUCUAUAAUAGCUAGAAUGAAAUAUAUGAUUGAAUCAGUUGUAUAGAGCUCUAGUAUCAUUUAAUGUAUUACAAAGCUUUUUAUUCGCCUGUAAAUCAAUCCAUGCUGUUGCAUGAAAGUAACUACAUUGGCGACAUCUUUCUUCAGUAACGAACCUUAUAUUGUAUACAUCAGUACGUUUGUUAAAGAAAAACUUAUAUUAAAAUUUAAUACUUUCUAAAAUAUUAAAUAAUUACAAGACAACAUACAUAGUACUAUCAUGAAUCAGUAAUUAACAUAACUAUUUUGUUACACUUCAAUUAAACAUAUAGUUGCAUGAAUACACAGUAGCUAGUAGAAAGCUUUAAAUUCUAUAUCCCCCUUACAUUUUAGAUAGCUGGGGGAGAAUGGGUGGAAUCUAAUACCAACCACAUCAACUGUGCAUUGAUGAUCCAUCGCCUUAUUAACAACAACAGAAGUAUCAGCCGAGACUUUGAGAACUCUGCAUUACUUACUAGCACUAGUUUCUCAGAUGAUAGAACCUACGGAUGGCGUGUUGAAUGCCUGACCUUGGAUGCCAUGAGCCAUAACUGAGAUGCUGGAUAUCCAAAUUGGGUUGCCAGAAGUCUUACCUAGGGUGCUACAAACCUUACCUGAGAUGGCAGAGGUCCUACUUUGUAUGCUGCAAGUCCGAUGUGGAAUGUCAGAAGUCUCGCCUUGGAUGCUGAAAACCUUUCAUCGGAUGCCAGAAUCGUUACAGAGUAUGCUGGAAAGCGAAGUAGGAUGUCAGAGGUCUUAACUAGGGUUUUGGAACGCUUAUCUGGAACGCUAGAGAUAUGUCAGAAGAAUCAUCUUGGAUGCUAAUACCGUAGAUAAUGUUUUCGAAAAUUCAUAUCAAAUCAAACAAUAGCACUGAAAAGCAAAACAGAUGUUAAAAGGAGCUGUCUGUAACUAAAAGCAUUUAAAAAGAAACAAAAAGAAAUUAAAAUAAAAUAAUACCAAAUUAAACAAAAACGAAAUGUAUUUUAGAGUCCGAUAUUAUUUAUAUUUUGAGGGUGAGUGUGGGUGUGAGUAACUCUUGUCUCUAUCCACACCCACACCCACACCCUCUUAGAACUUGGUGUCAUUUUAAGGACUGCCCGUAGUCUUAUCCCUUCGAUGAAGAAAAAGAUUCAUUCAGUAAAGAUUGACUGAACGUGAUUUUAUUGUUCUAAUGGGAAAAUAUCGAAUAAAUCUAGGCACAGACACAACUCAUAGUGAACAUUAUAGCAAAAAUGAAUUCAUGUGAGUUUAUAAGAAGGUUAUAAUGAAAUGUUGUGUGCUCUAUUCAAACUGCAUCUGUGUAUUGAACUUCAGAAUCUACUAAUAAAAGUGAUCUCGUGCCGCAUAUUAUACAUUACUCUAUAUCAGCGUUUCGAGAUUUGAGAUUCAUAUCGAUAAAUAAAAUCAUUUGGCGCUUUGAUAGAUUCAUUCAAUGAAUGAUCUAGUAAAUGACUAAACUAAUUGCAGAUCAAUUAUCUGAAUGUAUGAAUAUUACCAAUGCGAUAUUUUAGAGACCAAUGCUGAUUAUGAAAUCACAGAUAAAAUUAUUGGCCGUCUAUUAUCUGAUAUUCAUUGUAUAUCAAUUAAAUUACCACCAGUAGUUGAAAUGCAACUUCGAAAUAGUCGACUUCUUCAAGAUAUGAUUCAUAAUUACAGACAUCAUGAACGAUAUUUAAAUUUAUUAAAGAAAAAAAUGUCAUCUGCAAUAAAAUCAAUAGACGACGAAGAAGAAGAUAUUCUAAUGAUUGAAGCUAAAUCAUUAUGCCACAUGGAAUCAAAUGAUACAUAUGAUUCGUCAUCAGUUAUGAUUCCAGAAAAUCAAGCAAGUCUGACAAAAUCAAUGAAAAGAAUUCAUCAACAGCAUGAAAAUCAAUCUCAUAAAAACACCAACCCAUUACUCGAUAAAAUAAAAGCUCUACUGAAAUUUAUAAUCCAUGAAGAAGUUACUUACGAAUAUUUACAAAAUGAAAUAAAAAUAACUAAUGAGCAAAAUCAGUCAAAACAAUUAAGAACAAAAAGAAAAAAGAAAAAUCGAACAAUUCAAAUACUACCCUACGAAAAUACAUAUAACGAAUUUUAUUAUCCCGAUCAUUUUAUAUCAAUCGAACAAACAAUGAUCGACAAAAUUGUGAAUGGUGUACAAGCAAUGGCAACAUCAUUGACUAAUAGAAAAGAUAUUGAAAAUGUUUUAAAUGGUAUUGUCAUGCUAGCUGAUCAAUCGACAUCUCCAGCCGAUGAACUCAUGAGUACCAUACAAAAACGUACUCUGGCAGAAAAGCAAGGCUACACAAAUAAUCGCGAACGACUUCGAGUUCGUAUGGCAUUAGACUUAAUUUUAGUUGAUAAUCGUUUAACUGGCAAAAGUACAGGUGGCCCACCAGAAUCAAUUAUUUUAUCUCGCAUGAUUCAGAAAAUCUCGCUCUGUACGCAAACAAGAACUCUGUGUUCGUAUGGUGAUGUGAUUACAAUAAUAAAUGAUUCUAAUUAUCAUCAAAUACGUUUACGUACAUGUACAAGAAUGUCUUUAUCGUCGGAUGAAUUUAUUGAAAUUCUCGGUGAGAUGUAUCAUACGUCGUAUGAUACAAUUGAAAGCAUGAAAUACUAUUUAGAUGCAAAUGAUAUUAUUGAUCUCGAUACAAAUCUUAUUUAUUCAUCAAUGUUAACAGCAAAUCAAAUAGACGAUAUGAUUAAAUAUAUUGUACGUGAAGAUGCUAUUAGACAAUUAUUGAAAUUAAUUUUUGAUCGAGCACGUAAUAGUGAUAGUUAUAUGAAUAAUGAACAAAUACAAUUUAAAUUAAUACUUCCUAUGAAAUUAAAUGAAUUAUAUCAAACAGUUAAGAAAUUAAAUGCUUUUAUGUCUACAAGUCAAGUGAUGGCAACGCUUAGAAAACCCUACCUAUCACAACUAGAAAAAAGAUCAAAAACAAAACCAAUCACUGUCAACGAUCUACGUGCUAUAAUAUCUCAAAUAUGGUUAACACAGGAGAAUACAAAUACAUUGAUAGCAGAAAAAACGAUGACGAUAGAAACAUUAUCUCAAUUCUAUAUUGAUUUUCAUGCAAUCGAAGAUAUUGAUGAUCGUUUAAAUAAAAUUUGUAAAAAAAUUCAACAGCAUUUGAAUUUACAUAGUUGUACAACACGUGUAGUACUUAAAAUGAUUGCUGAACAUUCACAUGGCACCAUAUUGAAACCAUUCCUCAAUGAAUUUAAUAGAGCUCCUCGUUUUGUAUCUAUUGUUGAUAUAUUUGAUGAUUUAAUAUCAUCUGGUUUUAUAUCAACAACUGAACUUCUUGUUUAUUCAAGACAAGAUAUUAUUAUUAAAAAAUCGUCUCUAUUGAAACACUUUGAAUCUAUAGCAUUUUUUCACAAACGUGAUGCAGAUUUACUUGCUGAAAUAACUUUAAUUAUGCGUGAAGAUGAUUUAAUUGAAUAUUUAACACAACGGGCUAAGACAAUCAAAGAAACGUAUAUUAAUUCUAUAUUAAAUAAUGAUGAACGUCGAGAUUUUAUUACAAAAAAUCUUAUUGAAUCUAAAAAUAGAUUAUCAUCGUUGUCGAUUCAUGAAUUUAUUCGUUAUUUUAAUUUGGAUCCAAAUUGUGGUAAAAUAUUCUAUUGGAUGGGUUUAACAGAUGAAAAUAUAGUCAAAACAUUAAUUGAAAUAAAAACGUUCGUCAAUGAAUAUACAUUGGACGGAAUUUAUAACAAUUUUCUAAUGCGACUUCAUGAUACAUUAGAAUCGGAUAGCUAUUACAUAUCUCCGGAAUAUUUAACAAUGAAAAAUCUGCAUCAAAUUAUUACUGAACAUUUUUGUAAACUUGGAUGUUAUUUAACUUAUAAACAAGCUUCUAUUCUUGUUGAUUAUGCUGAUCCAGAAUAUGAACAUGAACUUUUAUCUUUGAUGACCGUACAUGAUAUUAUUCCGCGGGAACAUUUAAAAAGUCUAUUGAAAUCCAGUAAUCGCGAAGUUAAUUUCGAUGAUAUGUCGUCAUUAAUUCUUCCCAAACAGCAAGUAAUUGAAUGCAAAACUCUCGUUGAUUCGUUUCGUCAACGUAUUAAUUAUCGACAAAAACGUUUUAAACGUAUUGAAAAUUUACAAAAAUUUCUUCUGUCAUCGAUGUUAAUCGAACAAUUCAUCGAAAUGCUGUCCAUUUUAGGUGUAGAAUAUUUUACACCUAUUGAACUUGAUUAUCUUGAAGAUAUUAAACUCAUUGAUAUUGGCAUACUCGCAAUUUUACUGACAUUACCAUCAUAUAAUUCAAGGUUUCAUAAUACACGUGAUCCCUAUCAAAAUGAUCAACAAACUUCUAAUUUAACACCGAAUUAUUUACAUACUCUGGAUCCAGCUAUUGAGAAAUAUUCUAUAUUUUUAACGACAAUUAUUAUUCGAAUUAUUUCAAGGAAAGAACGUUUUGAGCAGAUCAAUGAAAUUCUAUUAUCGAAUUCGGAUUACUAUGUGUCAACAGAGGAAGUGCUUAAAAUUUGUGCAGAUGAACAGAUAUUAACCCAUGAUAAUAUUCAACAGAUUUGUCACGAUAUAUUUCCCACUAUCAAAACACUGGACACAAAUAUUUCAGUAGCAGGAUCAGACUUGCAAGAUACAAGCAGUACAGCUGUUUGUUACACUCGACAUAUAUCAAUGUAUACUGAUGAUUCCGUUCUUCGAAAUAAAAUAGAACAAACAGUGAUAUUAACUAUAUUUGAUUAUAUUCUUCAUUUCAAUCAUCGUACUACGGUGAAUGAACAAUUACGACAAUUAUUCUAUAGAUUUAAACCUGUGGCUUUUUACAAAGCUCAAUUAGUAAUCGAGAAAGAAUUGGCAAUGAUUAAAUUAUUAUUAAAAAUUCGUAAAAAGCAAACACCACCAUUAAGUAUUCAUGAUCUAAAUCGAUAUCUUGAAUCGUAUCCAAUACCAUGUCGAUUAGAUAUCGUCAAUGAAUUACGUCGCAUGAAAGUCAUUUCACAAUCACUUACUAAUGAGUACACCAUGAAUCAAUGUUACGAAUUAAAAUCUAGCACACCGGAAAGUCAAGCAAUUUUUCUUUUUUAUAUGUUGAUUAAAUUAAUUCAAAAAGAAGGUUAUAUUGAUGAAACUAGUAUAAGAGAAAUUCUCAAUCAACAUCAAACAAACCAGGAAAAUGAAAAGUUUAAUAUAAUUUUCAAACAUAUCCUUCGCAAUGGUUUUCUUACCAUUGAACAAAUAAGUCAAUCAGCAAAAGACUUCUUUCUACAAGAUUAUCUUAAUGAAGGUACACUUAAAGGCCAAUCCAAUGAAUAUAAAACAGUUAUUCAAGAACAAUUCUUAACUAAUAUCUUUAAACAAAAAUCGUUAACAAAUGCACAAUUUGAAUUAGCACUGAGCCAAAAUAUGCGUCGUCGUCAAGUGAUACAAACGAAUUUAUUAGGCGAUCAAUUAAAACAUGCUAGAAUAGCAAAAGAAAAAGUUCAACGAAAAGUUGAUCAUGUUCUUUUAAAAACCGAUGAAAAUCCACAACCAAAUUCUAAAACAGCAUCUCGUUUGACCUAUGAUCUAAGCAUUGAAUCCUCGCCGAAUCUACGUUCCCUACGUCAUAAUUAUAUCCAAGCAAGAAUACCUCGAAAUCAAUUACAUUUACUAGUUGAACAAGGUGGCUGGAGUCGAAAUAUCUAUCUUGAAUUUAAACGUGAACUUCAUAUUAUCGAUUCAGAUAAUUCAUUAGAUCUCAUACGACAUAUUACAAAUAAUAUAUCAUUAUUACUGAAAGAAAAUGGUUCCAUUGCUGACCAACCAUUAAUGAAACAUUUUCAACAGCAUCAAAUUUUGUUUCUUGCUGAUUUCGAAUUAUUGCUUAUUCGUUAUGGUAUGGUUGCAUUAGAAGAUCUUAUAGAUUUGCUGACUGUUAGUAAAUUAGCAAAAGUGAAUGAAAUUAAAUAUUAUGCAAAACCAAUAUUUUGCCUUAAUGUGAACAUAUUCAAAGAGAUUUCUAAAUCCGAAGAAAAUGGUUUAGUGAAGAAAUUUCAUGUGCAAAAUAAUCUAGAAAAUAAAUUAUGUAUAAACCCAGUUGAUCUUUCUCAAUUACUCAACCAUGUUCUUAAACUCGAUCGUCUCAAACGUAUCAUUGGCAUGACGGCAACAAUUAGAAGUUAUCUACGUUUACAUCCAAUAAAUACAUUCAAUGCUCUCAAUGCAUUACAACUUGAAUGCAAGUUUGAUUUUAGUCAUGAUGAUAUGAAAUUUUUACGUGAUUUAAGACUUCUCAAUGAUAUAUGGUAUAAACGAUAUUUGUUAUCGCAAAAGAAUGAAACAGAUCCAAGAGAUACAGAAACAGCGGAAGAAGAACAAAAUCAAUUCAAAUUUCAAUCUCCAAAUGAUGAAGAAUUCGAUCUAGAUUCAUUUAAUGAAGUAUUCGAUACUAGUGAACAACGGAAACAAUCGUAUUUAGAAAAACUCAAGAAACAAAAACUUCAAAUUGAUUCAUUCAAAUCCAAAACAUCUAUUGAUGAAGAUUAUCUUCAAUUGCUCACUGAUCUAGAUGACCUUCAACAACAAGGCAUAAAUAAAGACCAACCACGACUAAUAGAGCAGUUCUUUCCCGAUGCUUCCAUUCUUGGUCCUGAACGACUUGUACCUUAUGUUUCUGAUCAUCAAAACCGAGCUUUUAUAGAAUUAGACUUUGCUCAAGAGCAAAACAUUGAAGAUUAUUACAAACAACAACUCGAUAAUAACCAAGACGAAAAAAAAGAUAUUAAACAACAAACAAAUCAAUAUUCGAAUAUGAUUGAAAAACAGUUGCUUUCGGUCAACAGUCCGGAAGAUCCAUUAUUUCACGAAAUAGAGAAAUUUCACACUGAUGAAAGUCAAUCUUUAGAACGGUCAUCUCUCGGAAAAAACUUCACGCCAGAUUCGAUUCACACAAACAUUCAAUCAUCAAUAACACAUGAUAAUAAUGUGCAAGACAUCGCCGAGCUUCAUCCAGCAUCAGCACGUGAACGUGUAGAAUCAAAACCAAUUAUCUCGAAUACUACUGAAGAUCUUCAACUUAUUUCCCUUGAAUUAUUCCAACAAAUGACAGAAAACGAACAGAUUUCAUUAAAACGAAAUAUCGAACUUCUUCGUCUCAAUGUGAAUCAAUGGCUUCAAUAUAACAAACAAAUAUCGGAUGCUAUUCGAAACAACGAUAAUAAUUAUGAACUAUUGACCAAUCAAUUGAUCGAUUAUUUUCAUAAUGAAUUAGAUUUAUUUCAUAGAAAUGAUUUAAAUAAUUCAAAAUUUAGAAAUAUUUUUCAACAUCGAAUUCAACAUAUAGAAGAUCUCUUAGACGAGAAAAAAAAUCAUCGAGACCUAUUCAAAUAUGUACAUCAUCAAAUCUUAAAUAUUGACUCUGAAAUUAGUAACGAUUUAAUUGAACAAUUCAAUAAAUAUAAAAAUGAUUUUAAUGAAAUUCAAAAACAAGAAUAUUUCAGCAUUCAACCUAUAUGGGCAACAGAUCUUGAAUUAACAAUUCGAACACUCGAUAUGGAUUUACAAUUUAUAGAACAAAUUCUCAAUGGUAAAACAUUAACCGAGAUUAUUCCCGAUAGACCAUCGAUGAUAAUAAAAACAUCUGGGCAAUCUAUGCAACCAAUGCAAUCAGAAAUUUAUAAAGAUUUAACAUUGCUUCGAGAUAAUUUAUUAACAAUUGAAACGAACAUGAAAAAUCGCCAAACAACAAUUAAUGAAGAAAUAAUACCACAAGAUUUACUGAAAGUAGAUCUAUCGGACCGUCUUCAAGUUAUUAAAAAUGAACAUAUAGUACAGAAAACAAACAAAGACAAACUACAAAGUAUAAAAUUGAACAUAGACAAAGUGGCUGGCCUUGAUUCUGAAAAGCUCGAAUUCAUUGAGAAAUUAGAAGAAAUUCAUCAUGCAUUAAAUAUUGAAUCGAAUGAAAUUCAGAAGAACUUAUCAAACAUAACAACUGCUCGUUACUAUUCUAAUCAUCUGAAUUUUCCAUUUAAUGUUAAACUAAAAUAUCUUCCAGUUGAUGAUUCAGGGAAUUUAAUGGAACAACUUUUAUGUCUUGUCGACGAACAAAACAUGCCUAUUUCAGACAAACUCAGCCUGAUGAGAUUACAGAUUGAAUCCGAUCGUUUUCAUAUUUCAAAUGAUAAACAUGAAUUGACAAUUGUCGAUAAAAACGAAAUACCAUUAUGUGAACCGAUUACUUUUAAACAAUUGACAUUGGAAUCGAUUGAAUUCGAAUAUAUUGAUAAUAAUCGACAAGUUGUUCAAAUGAUUGAAGCAUCAUCACGCCAUCCAAUCAAUAGAUCUCUAAGACUAAAUACAAAAGCAGUUGCCUUUGAUAAAUUACCAGCAAGACAAGCAUUAUUUGUUGUCGAUAAUAAUGAUCAAUUAGUGCUAUCGAAACCAAUUCAACUGCUAGAGCAUAUUUCUUCAUCAUUGGAUAUUUCCGACUGUAAUCUUGUUACUUAUUUAUACGACGAAAAAACUGAUGAAAACAGCUUAAUUCCAUCUGAACAAUAUCAAAUUACUAUGCAACAAGCAGAAUUUAUAACGAAAAAAAUUCUAACAUAUAUCGCCGAUAAAGAGAAAACAAUUGUAUCUGAACCUAUCGAACUAUCUGAUACUGGAAUAGAAAUAAGACAUGCAAUUGAAACCAAAAUAUCGAAUAGAUUAGAUUUGUUUGCAAGAAAACGUAAUGAAUUAUUCAAUAAUUUGAAAGCAUCUGAAAAUAAAAAUGAACUUUUAAAAACUAUUUCCGAUGAAUAUGAAUUUAUGAAUGCUUAUAUAGAAGAUCGUUUUGAUAAAUUAAAUAUCGACGAGAAAAUUAUUGAACUUAUUGUACCUAUCCUAGACAAAGAACAUGAUGAUCUAUCAAUAGAUGAAACUGAUUAUAAACGUGAACAAUCGAAUAUGGAUCAUCUUCUUCAGUCAAUGAAAACAUUUUUAGAAUUAGAUGAAAAAUUACUUGAAUAUCGGAAAACUCCAACUAUCGACCCAACAGAAAUGCAAAAGCUUGAAAAUGAUCUUAUGCAUGAAAUAACUAAAAUAUCUAUUGAACUUAAUGAUCCAUUCAUAACGGCACAAGUUGAAAAUCUAACACAAAAUAAUCAACUUAUUGAUGAACUUCGACCUAUUGUUCUUACAGGCAUUAAAAAUCGAGCAAAACUAAUUCAGGAAAAGUUUGAAAGUCUAUUAAUUAAUAUUCAGAACAAAUCUGAUAAAUUAAAAGAAUUGCAACAAGUACGAUUUGAAUACACACAAUUUUUAAAUACGCGAAUUAACGAAGAAAUUGAACGUGAAAAGAAUACAGAAAGUUUGUACGACAAAAUUGAACGAAUGCAAUAUGAUCUGCAUCAAAAAAUGGCUGAUUCAUUGGAAACAAUAAAAAUUGAAGAUCUUCAUAAAGAAAUAAGACACACGUACAACAUAAAUCAAAUGCCAAUGCCUAAUUAUUUGAAAACGAAAAAUGAAAAAUUAAUUUAUAUGUUUAAUUUUAUUCUUCGAUUUCUUCAGAAUAAAUUGAAUAUGAUUGAACAAUAUAGAAAGGAGCUAUUCGAUGAAUUGGAACAAUUUCAGACGAAAUCUAGUGAUAAGGAAAACUUUUAUUCGCAACAGUCAAUCUUUAUUCAAAAUCAACUAAAAAUAAAUAAUCAUAAGAAAUUAUCAAAAUUUAUAAAAAAAUUCAAAAUUUUAUUAAAUAAAAUAGAAACAAUUAAUGUAAAAAAUUUACAAUAUGAUUUUCUCUAUUCAAAAUUUGAUCGGUUAUAUGAAAUACUAGUGAAUAAGUAUCUUAUUAAUCUUCCAGCGAAAACAAAUAUUCGCUCGAUUCGCGAUAUAUUAAGUACGAAUCGGAAAACACUGAAGAAAGAUUUGCAAGAAUUCGAUACAACAAAAAAUGAAUUAUUGCGAAAACUGAAUGUUUUAAAAAAGAAAGAAGAAUUAAAGCAACGUUCAAGAAUAAAGUCGAUCAGUCAAGAAUCUCAGUUGAGCUCAUUAAAUGCCUAUGUACAGCAAUCGAAAAUCGAGCCAUUAAAUAUUCAUCACGAAUUUUAUGCAAUGAAAAUCCAACAAAUUAGCAAUGAUCUAGAUUCUACGCUCGAUAUCAAAACGUACCAUCACUUGGAGAUCUAUCAACAGUUUUUAGAUCAACAAAAAGUCGACAAUGAGAGGAAAUUAAAAUAUAUUGAAGAUGAAAUCGCCACUGCUCGACAAUAUUCACUAUUUGAUAGUCUUGCUCGUGAACAAAUGGAAGAUCUUGUACGACAGCAAAAUAGACAUAUACAAAAUGAUGAAUUAAUUGUUAAACUGCAAAAGAUUAUAAAUGAACUAGUCCAUCAUUUUCAAUCAAUAGUUAUUUUAAAUCCAGAACAAGACAACAACUACGACCUUAUCAAACAAUUCAAACAGAAAGCCAUAGACGCCAUCAUUCAAUCUGUUCAAUAUGAACGUUUUAUUAAACAUAUACCUUCUAAUUUAUUAUUACUACAUGGCCUACAUUCUGACCAAGAAGUAUUACCUUCAAUAAUACCAUGUUCAACGAAGUUAUUUAAAUUAGAAACAAAAACAUCCAUUGAACAAGAACCGCAAUUCGAAAGGAAUCAUUUUCAAACAGAUUUUAUUCAGCAGAUUUCAUCAUCAUUUGAUCCUAUCGACUCAAAAAUACAAAUUUUACAAACAGAAAUCAAUUUUCUAGAGAAAAAAUACUAUGAAUCUAUUGUUGUCGGUGAUUUUACUCGACAAUUAGCUGUUGAACAAGCUUUAGCAGUCAAAUUGCAAAUAAUGGAACCUCUUCAAGAAAAAUCUACAAAAAAAUCGCGUCAACAACAAAUUCAUCGAAAAAUCCAAGUCAAUCUUCGCCAGCAUCUACCUGAAAUACAACAAGAAGGUUCAUUAGUUCAGUCAUCAAAGGGAGAAAAGCAUCAUGAUGCUCAUAUUCAAAUCCUACCAAUAGCUCCACCAGAGGCUAUUAUUGAGGAACGAAAAAAUGUUUCAGAUCAAAUCACAAUUACACCUGCUGUCAGCAAACUACUACUACAGAUUGAUUCAAAAAAGCAAGCUAAUCUCUCGUUAGUAAUUUCUAAUGCAAAAGAACAAAAUGAACAACUGCAAAAGCAAACAUCGGACUUGGUAGAUACACAACUUCCACCAAAAAUUCCCAUGCCGAUGGAACAAGGCGUAACCAUUGAGCACGAUGAAGAAUAUAACACAGUUGAUGCUAUACAUAAAAUUCGUAUACCUAGUCAAAGUCGUUUCCAAUCAAAUUCUAUUGAAAACUUGAAUAGUUCUUUAUAUCCUAUCAACGUUGAUGCUUCACCGUCACCAUUAUUAACAGUAGUUGGAAAUGUUCAGAAGUAUUCAAUUACGGAGAAAAAAUCUAAAUAUCGACAAACUGCUACAUCAACACAACGACCUAUUGCUCAAACGCAACGACAAUAUGGAGAAGUCUAUGUUCGACAACGAUUUGUUGAUAUGAAUUCACCAGCAUCAAUAAUCGAUGAACAAAAAAAAAGAGCUGAUGAAAAAUUUCGUGAAAAAGUCAAACGAAAAACACGUCUAGUCACAUAUGAAAAAACAAAACAAGGCAAUACAGUUAUUCAUCAUCGAUUAGACUUGUCAAAACGUACAUUUCUUGUUCCACAACGAACAAUGUAUGAAGAAAAUCUUGAACCGAUACCGCCCCUAAUUCCUGUUCAACGUCCAACGAGCACUCUUAAAUUACAGUCUAAAACAUCGGAUAUCAAUACAAUAAGUCAUUUUAGUCAAAAAUCUGAAACCAAACAAUCUUUCUAUUCUACUGCUGCUAGUCUUUCUCCGAUUCAAGAGGAACCAGAAGAAACUGAAUCAUCAAAAGAAAUCUUACUCGAUAUUAUGAGUAAAGAUUUAUUGGUAAAUAAAUCAUCUGGAUUUUUAAAUUUUGAUAAUCAUGAAAAAAUACCUUCGAAAUUAUCAGAUAUCGUUCAAUCGGUUGAAGAAAUAACCCAAGCAUCUUCUUCUUCCUUCUCACCGAAGGAUUUGGAGCCAACAAUGAACAUCUCCGAAAUCAAAAUUUCAGCAAUAUCUCAGCAGACGAAGGAACAAAAAAUUCAUAAAAAGAAAUCUGCCAAGAGAAAACAUCAAUCUGUUGCUAUCAAACAAAUCGAAGAUGUUGAACCAGAAGAAAUUCUGCCUACCCAAACUUUCCAUAUCGAACUCGAGAGCCAGGAAACUGAACCAGUGCCUCCUGUUGUAUCUGAAGGAAAAGUUAUCUAUCAUAAAUUUGGCGAUGGUGGUAAACUAAAGAAGAAGAAGACGAAGAAAAAGUUAAAAACAACCAAACAAACAAAUACUAAAGAUAAUAGAAUAAAGAAGAAAAUCGAAAAAUUGCCCGAAGAAGAAUCGGUUAUAUUAACUCCACGUAAAGCAGUUCCAUUCAUUUCUGCUACGCCAGACGAACAAAUCGAUGUUGAAGAUUAUGUUACAAUAAAAUCGAAAAAGAAAAGACGAAAACAUUCAUCUAAAUCUCCUCGUAAACAAUCACGAUCUAAAUCAUCAAAAAAAAGUAAAUCAACAAGUCGAAGAAGAUUUAAGAUAGACGACAAGACAGAAAACAUUCCAAUUGAUUUAAAAUCUGUAAAAAAUAAAGAAACUAUUGCAAUGCAUUUACUCAAUGUAAAAAGAUUUACAGUUCCACCUUUAUCGGCUAUCAAUUUUGAUCAGACACGUCAUCAAUACAGUAAUACAAAUGAAAAGCUCCAUCGAACUCGCUUACAUCUAUUGAAACCUAUGAUAAAAAAUUUCGAUUUCGAUAAUAAUCAUCGUGAUCAUUUUCAUGAUAUUGAUGCAUAUGAUCUUGACAGGGAAUUAUUUGAUUUUAAUAACGAUACAAAAGAAAUCGAUCAACCAGCAAUGUUUUCAGAAUAUAUCCCGGAAUUUUUUCAAAAGCAAGCUGAAGAAAAACACAUUCGUCGCACUUCAUUAACAGCCAUUAGGAGAGAUGAACAUUUUAGUAAACGUCUAGCUCCAAGAGUGCCUCAAUUAUAUAAUGGAUGGCAACCCAGCGAUACAAUUUGUGCACAUACAGAUGAAUUUCGUCCGUUGAACAAAUAUAUGAUGUCAGAUAUAUCCUAUUACUUUGACGAUGAUUUCAUUGAUGAAUCAGGUUUAUUUAAAAAGCAAAACAAAUUAGAUAAAAUUGAAUCUCGAGUUAAACAAACAACGCAACGUUUUCGUGAUGAUUAUAUUGUUAAAGAAUUUUUCAAUUGUUGGAAAGAUUAUACCGUAGAACAAGCUCGUAUUCUUGAAUUAAGACGAAAACGCGUUACAAUUGAUUUUCGUGAAUUUUGGUUUCAAGACGCUCUUUCCGAUCCAUUCUAUUCUUAUUUUGAACAACCAUUGGAUUGUAUUAAAAAACAAGAUAAUCAUCAUCAAAUGGCAUAUCGUUUACACAAACGUCUUGUACGUACAGGCCGUGAACAACCCAAGGAAACUAUGAAUGGCGUAGAUCGUUCAUCAUUUUUACCUGUUCUUUUUAAUUUACCAAAAAAUAAUUUCGAUCGACAAGUAUCGCUUAGUCGACGUCGACAACUAAUUAAUUAUGAUGAUGAUGAUAAAAAUUAUCUUGUUCCUUUAUCAAAUUUAAUUACGCAUCAUGAUGAAAUUUUACCGUUAAUACGCGAACGUAUUCAGUUUAUUAAUCGAAGUAAAGCUCAUAUAAAUAUCCAUCGUGAUGAAUUAGCUAUCAAGCAAAUUUUACUGAAUAGUUCAUUACUACAACAAGGAACUAUGAAAGACUUGGAUACAUUAAUUACCGAUUAUUACGCAUCUAUCGUUGACCAACACGAUAAAAAAAGUUUACCAAAAUCAUUCAGUAGCAUUGUUAAAUUGCCCAUGUUAAAAUCAUCUCGUCAAGCAUUGACUAUUUCACACUAG